AUGGCGCCGGCCUCCGGUUUCGUGGAGCUCAGACUGGAUUACUCGGCGACGAACGCCUCUGCCAUCGGCGAUCCCAUCAACUCCGACCUCUUCACCGCCGGAGGGCUAACCUGGAGGGUGAACUGCUACCCGCGCGGCGACAAGGCAGACAACAAUGGCGACUACAUCUCGCUCUACCUCGAGCUGAUCAGCAAGUCCAAGAACAUCAAGGCCAUCUUCGACGCCUUCAUGGUGGAUGAACACGGCAACCCGUCCGAUGGAUCGAACAGGUUAGUGCAGGUCUACCCACCCGCGGGCUAUCCCGCGUGGGGAUGGCCACGAUUCGUGAAGCGAAGCAAUUUGUCAUCGGUGUUCGUGGUGGAUGGCAAGGUCAGGAUCAUCGAGGAUGGUGCGGAUGUCACCUUCGUCGUCGUCGGCGGCGGCGGCGAGAGGUUCGCCGCUCACCGUGCCGUGCUCGCCGCCCGGUCGCCGGUGUUCAGGACGGAGCUCUUUGGCUGCAAGUCCGAAUCCACCUCGCCGUCGUCGUCGUGCAUUACGCUGCAGGGAAUCGAGCCGGCGAUAUUCAGAGCUCUGCUCCGAUUCAUCUACACGGACGAGUUGCCUGCAGACGCCGGCAAACUCCAUCAGGGCUCCUCGUCGACGAACGUGUUCUUCAAGCACCUGCUCGCCAUGGCCGACAGGUACGCGCUGGACAGGCUAAAGAUCAUGUGCGGACAGAGGUUGCUGGACAACAUGACGCCGGAUUCGGUCGCCGCGAUCUUGGUUUGCGCCGAGAUGUACAACUGCCCGGAGCUGAAGAACAAGUGCAUCGAUUUCUUUGCCGUCGAGGAGAAUUUCAGGAAGGCCGUGUUCACCGAUGGUUUUGCACUGCUCAUGCAGAAAUUCCCGGUCAUUGUUGCUGAGCUGAAGAAGAGGGUUGAGAAAUUGUAG
Molecule: messenger RNA, 930 nt
Organism: Oryza sativa Japonica Group (Japanese rice)
Lineage: Eukaryota; Viridiplantae; Streptophyta; Magnoliopsida; Poales; Poaceae
Source: RefSeq, a predicted model, not a curated record